Caenorhabditis briggsae is the source of this 1863-nucleotide messenger RNA. Bases 1 to 1863 code for a protein of 620 amino acids. NCBI's taxonomy places the organism in Eukaryota, Metazoa, Nematoda, Chromadorea, Rhabditida, Rhabditidae. Gene Ontology annotation, biological process: late endosome to vacuole transport via multivesicular body sorting pathway. The record is from RefSeq and is a predicted model, not a curated record. Gene Ontology annotation, cellular component: multivesicular body. The transcript has 7 exons.
AUGUCGUCUCAACUGCCGCCAGCAUUCAAACCCAUUGCUCAUUACAUCAAAAUCGCCAACGAGAAUGCGUCUCGUGAUCCAAUCAUCUACUAUUGGUCCCUGCUCUGGAUGGUCCUUGGAAGCUCCACAGCGAAAUUCGACGAAUCCUCAUGGCGACGUCUUCAGAAGGCAAUCAUUGUGGAAAACGAAGCAACGGAGCUCAGAGAUUCUCUAAGGGACUCCAUAGACGCGCCAGAUGAAACGAUGAGCAAUCUGUUGAAUUCUGAGGAAAUCUCGAGGAAAAUUCUGGAGAAACAAGUGAAUUGCGAGACGAUUCGCGAGAAAAUCGAGAAAUUGGCUGCGAAAAUCUGUUCUGGCCGUAGGAAAAUCGCGGAAAUCGAUGAGAAAAUGGAGAGAAAAGUGGAGGACGAGGCGAAAUUAGAGCGAAAAAUUCUGAAUUUGGAGAGGGUUGAAAAGGAGAAUUUGAAGGAGAAAAACAAGAAAAAACGCGUAAUUUCGAUUAUGAUUCGAUUGAAUUCGUAUCGAAAAUUGUGGAUGAUCGAGGAGGUUUUCGCGAUUUUCAAGCUGAAAAUCGAUGGUGGACCCGCGUCGACCCCUCCCGCUCCCCGACACUGUAGCUGUCAAGUGAUCGAUACGAUUCGCGGAAUCCACCUCCCCCAACUCACGCACCUCUUCCAACACCCCGAACCCCUCACCUUCGCCGCCCUUCAACACGCCAUCCACCUCUUUGACGUCAUCUCGAGAAUCCUAAACUACGCUCCGAAACACUCCACAGAAUCCCUUAGAGCCAGUGUUCAGAAGACGUGGAAAAAGCGCCUGGACCGAGAGAAAUUCGCCGAGUCGUUGAUUCAUCUGGGACGGAAUGUGACCCAGUUGAGAGAGGCGUGUGGAAUCCCGACGAUGGCGACUGAUAGGACACUGGGGACGCUGGAUGAAUGGAUUCGAAUUGUGAUUCAGAAGGAGAAGACGACGUUUGAGCGACCCGUGGAGAGCCUGUUCUACGCCGUUCAAACAGCGAUGAAAUUGGACAAAUCCAGCCUGGAAGCUCGUCAAUAUCUCACUGGCCUCCUCACAACGCUGGAAUCCAUCAAAACGCAAUUAGCCGAUAACGAGGCAAUUAAGAACGAGACGAUUGCUCAGGCGCAUAUUGAGAGUUUCGCCGAGAAACUCUUCAAUUUCGCCGAUAAGAAGGAGAAAACGGGCAAAGUCGACAAAUCAGUGGUCCACGCGUUCUACACAGCUGGCCAUGUCAUGGAUAUUCUGGCACUUUUCGGAGAGAUCGAUGAGCCAUUUUUGUCGUCCAAAAAGUAUGCGAAAUGGAAGAGCACGCAGAUUUUCACAUGCCUAAGAGACGGGACCCCAUAUGUGCCGAGCAUCCAGCAAGAGCAGGAUGACGAUGAGUUGGCUCAGUUUGGAGCACAAUUUCAGCCGGGAGGAGGCGCCGGACCACAAGAACACAGCUACAGUAAUCCCGGAGAAGCAGCGCCAAGAACUGGGUUUGGAGCCGCUGGGAUUCCGCAUGUGCCAUCAGAUAAUUCUCUUCCACCACAACCACCAGCGCGUUCAAACGUGCCACCACCGAAUCCACCGUACUCCUCAACUCCCAAUCUCCCAUCUCAACAGUUCUAUCCACCAGCACCUCCAGCAGCCGCUCCACAAAAUCCACGUCAUCAACAGUAUGACGACUUCUCGACACCAUCAUCGGCUCCGGUUCUUCCGACGUCUGGCGCACAACCGACGGAUGAGGAAUUUGCGGAAAUUCGAAAAUUAACAAAAUACGCGAUGAGCGCUGUAGACUAUGAGGAUGUGAAGGCGAUUCGAGAGAAUUUGCAGAAGGCGUUGGCCAUUUUGCAGAAAUAUUGA